AUAUUUACCAUCAUCCCCUUAAUUGAAGAGUCCGAACCCGACGUAAUAAUUUUCCUGACAGGUGACUGUAAACCUGAUGAUCAAUGGCACUGUUGGGCCUUAAAGACGAAUUACUAGAGGAAUCAAACAGCUAUUGGAAUGUAAACAAGAUAGGAGGGUUGCCUGACUGGAUGUUCCAAGAAUGCACCAUACCAACGUGCCAAUGUUGUAACGAUCCCAUGAUUCUGAUUGUUCAGAUUUACUGUCCUUUAGAGGGGUUUCCUUACCACAGGACUUUAUAUGUCUUUACUUGCAAAAGAAAACAGUGCUGGGGCCAUGAUGAGAGCUGGUGUGUCUUGAGAUCUCAGCUGUUGGAUACAAAUUACAAAAAACUCCCUACAGCAACAAAACAAGUAAAAGAGGAAGCCAUGUUUGCUAGUGAAGAUGACUGGGGUGAAGAUGUAAAUGAUUUGAAUUAUGAUUUUAGUAUGACUAAAUCUCAAAAUGAAAUGGAAGAAAAUACUAAAUCUAUUUCCAGACAAUCAAAUUAUGUGGAUGUUUUAAAAGGUGGAACUAAUGGCAAAAAUGAUUCUAAUUCUGAGUUACCUGAGGUUGCCAUAACGGAGGGGGCACUGAGCAAUGAAUUCAAAGGGUUGACUGUUCAGGAUGAGGAAGAUAUAACAGACGAGGAGGACUAUGUCAAUGGAGAAGACAAAAUGGUCAUACCUGACGACAUAUUUCAGAAUGUGUUAGAAAUGAUUGAAAGCAAACAAAUGACAAGUAAUGACAUGGAGGGGGAGGAGAAUAAGAUUGCUACAGACAGGCUUGUGUCGUAUUAUCUAAGUGUACUCGAAGAAGCUCACUUGCAAACAAAGAAUGACAAUAAUCAUCUGAAAAAAUUACUCAGCCAAUACCAGAGAAAUGAGGGAGUGGAUCUAGAGGGAUUACUUUGUCAAGAUUUACCCUCAAGCACUUCAAGCAAUGGAAAAGCUGGAGCUGUAACUGCAGGAGAAAAGUAUGAACGAACAGAAAUUAAGCAUGGAGAUAAGAUGUUUCACAGAUUCCUGAAGCAGACUUCAGUUUGUCCUCAGCAGUGUGUUAGGUAUCAGUGGAAUGGCAGUCCUUUAUACAUGGGAGAAAUGAGUCCCUCUGAAAGAUCAAUCAUUAUUAAUCAGUCUUGUCGUAGUUGUAAUGGACCUGUUGUGUUUGAACUACAGUUGAUGCCUGCCCUUAUAAACUUCCUUCAGUUUCCAGAGACUUCAGGUCCUGCCACAGAGUUUGGGACUGUGAUUGUGUUCACAUGUAAAAACAGCUGCUGGGACGGUCAGUCUAAAACCAGACAGGAGUUUGUCCUUGUCCAGCCCGACCCUGACCAUCAUCUGUUUAAAUGACCUAGUGACCUACUUAUUUUAGCAAUACAAUGUACCACUAUCUGAUUUUACUUAUUAGUGGUAUUUAGGUUUUUUUAUUUCAAUUGUUUUAUUCAAUACCUUAAUUAGGUUUGAACAGAUUUGAUGAAUUGAUACUUGUUAAUGGUGAAGGAAUAAAUGAUUCGUCUACAUAUCAUGCUGUCUUAACCCAUGGCAGGGUUCAACAGUAUAACUUCAUCCAUUUAACAUUAUAAUUAUGAUGUCAAUGAGAAAUUAUGUCAACAGUUUAAAACUUAGGAGUUUGUGGUUUGUGAGUGAAAAACACAUAUUGAACAUAAUACUGUAUUGCAGGCUUCUUACGUGGUUAUAAAAUCUGAUCUCUCGAAGGAAUGAACAUAAUUUUGGCCAAACUA
Messenger RNA from Saccostrea cuccullata (small rock oyster), 1762 nucleotides. RefSeq names its product programmed cell death protein 2-like. The record is from RefSeq and is a predicted model, not a curated record. The transcript has 6 exons. Gene Ontology annotation, cellular component: cytoplasm. Gene Ontology annotation, biological process: apoptotic process. The coding region runs from base 84 to 1370 and encodes 428 amino acids. NCBI's taxonomy places the organism in Eukaryota, Metazoa, Mollusca, Bivalvia, Ostreida, Ostreidae.